Mandrillus leucophaeus (drill) is the source of this 1003-nucleotide messenger RNA. RefSeq names its product ADP-ribosylation factor-like 9 (gene ARL9). Gene Ontology annotation, molecular function: GTPase activity; GTP binding. NCBI's taxonomy places the organism in Eukaryota, Metazoa, Chordata, Mammalia, Primates, Cercopithecidae. The coding region runs from base 86 to 895 and encodes 269 amino acids. The transcript is spliced from 4 exons. The record is from RefSeq and is a predicted model, not a curated record.
CACCUUGGGAGCCACACCUGGGGCCCAGAGCCACCGCUCAGCACGCGGGCACGCGGCGGGAGGGAAGGAAACCGCGGCGCUGGGGAUGGAGAGGGGGAAAGUGAAGAAGAAAGAGAAGGAAAAGGAGACGGAGAAGGAGAAAAUCAGAGAAAAGGGAAAGGAAGAGAAAGUGAAAAGAAAGGAGGUGGAGCAGAAAAUUAAAGAAAAAGAAAAGGAGAAGCAAGAGAAGCAGGAGAGGAGAAAGAGAAAAGAGAAAGAGGAAAAAAGGACAAAGCAAGGGAAGGAGACAAAGAAAGAGAAGGAACAAUUUAAGGGACAAGAAGAGGAAGGGGAGAACAAGGACAGCACCUUGACAAGGACCCCGCUCGAGCCGCUGGAGAAAAACAAGCAAAUCCUAGUGCUGGGCCUGGAUGGAGCAGGAAAAACCAGUGUCCUCCACUCUCUAGCUUCAAACAGAGUCCAGCAUAGUGUGGCACCCACCCAAGGUUUCAAUGCAGUUUGCAUCAACACUGAAGAUGGCCAAAUGGAGUUCCUGGAGAUUGGUGGCAGUGAACCUUUUCGGUCCUACUCGGAAACAUACCUAUCCAAGGGAUUGCUGCUUAUCUUUGUGGUGGAUUCAGCAGAUCACAGCCGAUUACCUGAAGCCAAGAAAUACCUUCAUCAGCUAAUUGCGGCAAACCCAGUACUUCCUCUGGUUGUGUUUGCAAACAAACAGGAUCUUGAAGCAGCCUAUCACAUUACAGAUAUCCACGAAGCUUUGGCAUUAUCUGAAGUGGGAAAUGACAGGAAGAUGUUCUUGUUUGGAACCCACGUGACUAAGAAUGGCUCAGAGAUACCACCCACCAUGCAAGAUGCCAAAGACUUGAUUGCACAGCUGGCUGCAGAUGUGCAGUGACCAGGACUCAGCCCACUGUGCGGCUCACGACUGAAAUGUCAUCAGUGUUGAAUGGCAGGCUUGAAGCCAAAGGUUUCCACUUUCAAAUAAAAAUUAAGCCAUUUCCUA